Molecule: messenger RNA, 1168 nt
Organism: Cuscuta epithymum
Lineage: Eukaryota; Viridiplantae; Streptophyta; Magnoliopsida; Solanales; Convolvulaceae
Source: the annotation of a GenBank genome assembly
CUUAAAAGGGCUUUUGCCUGUUAUGUGUUCCACUCUAUUUGUUAGAAAGGAUACUUUCAGUAAUGCCUAUUGGCUAGCUGGUUAUAGUGGUAACAGAAAUCUAAGAGGUUAUGUGUUCCACUCUAUUUGUUAGAAAGGAUACUUUCAGUAAUGCCUAUUGGCUAGCUGGUUAUAGUGGUAACAGAAAUCUAAGAGUCAAAUAGUUGUUAAUUUUUGUGGUUAGGAAUGUGUUACCUACAAACCCUCUAUGAGCUGACUAUGAGUUCUUUUCUCCUUGAUAUGCUCAGUAUCUCCUCCUCCCCCCAACCCCCCCCCCCCCAAAAAAAAAAAAGAAUCUGGAUCAAGUAAGGUGUUGAUGUGAAGAAUGUCAUCAUUACUAUUUCUUCAGACAAAGGUCUUUGUGGAGGAACCAAUUCUACAUCUGUCAAGACAAGACGAAAUAUUCAAAAUUAAAAUUCCGAUCCUGAGAAGGAAAACAAAUACUACGUAUGUAUUUGGGAGAGAAGGCAAAGGCUCAGCUGUUGCGAGAUUCUAAGAAAGAUAUUGAAUUGGUUGUGUCUGAGUUGCAAAAGAACCCUCCCAACUAUACACAGCAAAACCAUGGAACCAAAGAAGAGCUUCCUAUGAACACUACGGAAAAUGGCAUUGCUGCAUUGCCAUCUUAUUAUAGGGCUCAUAGGUUCUGCUUUUCACAACUAUCCACAAUGCAACCUAUUUUUCCUAGUAGGUUAAUUGCAACCAUGGCAACCUUAGGGCAUACUAUUUCCCGAGAUGCUUCAAGUCCUGACUGUCAAGCAACUCCACGUAUCAAAUAUAAGAGGCUCGAUAAGACAGCAAAACACAUAAUGCAGCCUUGGCGUUGCAGAUUUUGGACAAAGAAGCAGGUUAAGAAGUGAAGACUCAAAGAGAGAUACCUAAUAUAAGUCCUGGCUAUACUUUGCAGCUCAAAGUGGAAGUACCCGAAAAUAAGAGGCGUCUUUCAAAAAUCAAAGGAACAGUAAUAGCGAGGCGCAAUGCUGGUUUGAAUAAUACAUUCAGAUUAAGGAAACUGCUGAUACUUGUAGUGCAUGUGGGCAUGUGGUAUUGACGCUGAAAAAUUGUUUCCAGGUGGCGGCAAAAAAAAUUUGUUGGAGUGUUUAUUUGUGGCCUUUGAGGCUUUGAGAGGAGG